Messenger RNA from Toxotes jaculatrix (banded archerfish), 2958 nucleotides. RefSeq names its product coagulation factor XIII A chain-like. The transcript has 18 exons. Gene Ontology annotation, biological process: peptide cross-linking; blood coagulation, fibrin clot formation. The record is from RefSeq and is a predicted model, not a curated record. NCBI's taxonomy places the organism in Eukaryota, Metazoa, Chordata, Actinopteri, Toxotidae. Gene Ontology annotation, molecular function: protein-glutamine gamma-glutamyltransferase activity. The coding region runs from base 112 to 2298 and encodes 728 amino acids.
AAAAGAGGAAGCAGUGUGUGUAUAUAAACUGAUGCUGAGGUGGAUCUGAUCAUCUGAUCUGAUCAUCAGAGACUCGACAGACGACCUUCCCUCCAUCUGAGCGUGACCAUCAUGUCUCGUCCAACCAGCGGAACAAACACCUACAGGGGGCGCUACUCUGAGCCGGUUCCGACGUCCAACCUCACGACCGAGGAGGAUGAUUUUCCAGAAUUUGAACUUUUUGAUGAAGGUGCUGACUCAGAGGCCACGCCCAGAGCAUAUCCACCUGAUGGAGCGUCUCUGGUGGUGCAGAACGUCGACAUGUGUCAGCAGAUCAACAAACCGAACCACUUCACCUCCGCCUACGACAUCCAGAACCUGGUGGUCCGACGUGGUCUGGAGUUCCUCGUGAGGGUCACGUUCAGCCGCCCGCUGACCCCGGGAGACGACUUCCAGCUGGAGUUCCUGAUUGGCGCCAACCCUUCUCCCAGUAAGGGCUCCCUGGUGGUGGUGACGUUCGGGUCCCGUGGUGGCGGCUCCUGGUCGGGUCAGAUCCUGGAGACUCAGGGAGAAUCUCUGGUGCUGGGCAUCACCCCGACGGCGGACGCCAUCGUGGGGAAGUUUCGUACUUACGUGGCCAUUGUGACGGACAGCGGCCUCCAGAGGACCAAGAGGGACGCCAGUACCGACAUGUACCUGCUCUUCAACGCCUGGUGUCCAGAAGACGCCGUGUUUCUCCCUAAUGACGCAGAGCGGAGGGAGUACGUCCUGAACGACAGUGGCGUGAUCUAUCAGGGCUCAGUCGGAGCUGUGUCACAACGCAGCUGGAUGUAUGGACAGUUUGAGCGUGGCAUUCUGGACGCCUGUAUUUACAUCCUGGACGCGUCUCAGAUGCCGAUUUACAACCGAGGCAACGCCAUCAAAGUGGUCAGGAAGGGAUCUGCCAUGAUUAACUCUCAGGACGAUAACGGUGUGUUGGUGGGGAACUGGAGCGACGACUACUCCAUGGGCAAAGCCCCGACAUCUUGGACAGGCAGCGUCAAGAUCCUGCUGCAGUACGUCAACACCGGAGUCCCUGUCUGCUUCGGCCAGUGUUGGGUGUUCGCUGGAGUCUUUAACACCUUCCUACGUUGCCUCGGCAUCCCCGCGAGGGUCAUCACCAACUUCUCCUCAGCUCACGACAACACGGGCAACCUGAAGACCGACCUCAUCUUCAAGCCUGAUGGGACACCAGACAGACGGCACACCAGGGACUCCAUCUGGAACUACCACUGCUGGAACGAGGUGUUCAUGGUGCGUCCUGACCUGCCGCCGGGCCUCGGAGGAUGGCAGGUGGUGGACUCCACGCCCCAGGAGACCAGUGACGGACAUUUUCGCUGUGGUCCAGCCUCAGUCACUGCCAUUAAGGAAGGUCUGCUGUGCCACCCGUUCGACUCUGGAUUCGUCUUUGCUGAGGUGAACAGUGAUGUGAUCUUCCUGAAGCGGGAUCGUUACGGGACUCUGACUCCAUUCAGGGUGGACAAGACUCAUGUUGGACAGGCUGUUUACACCAAAGCUGUAGGUGGCACUUCACCUUUGGACAUCACACACAACUACAAGUAUCCUGAAGGUAGUGCAGAGGACAGCAGGACUGCGUCUCGGGCGGAGGAAUACGGCUGUGAGAGGGAUCACUCUGAGCUGUCUGACGCCCAACUGUCUGUCACCAUCAGUGCUGGCCAGUGCUUGCUGGGUCAGGACUUGAACCUGAUAGUGGAUUUCCAGAACCAGGGUGAACUCACCAGAACCGUCCAUGCUCACCUGGCCGGGUCGGUCAUCUUCUACACCGGAAUCACAGCCAAUCACUUCAAAGACCAGGACUUCAGUGUCACUGUGCCGGCCUACCAGAUGGAGCGUGUGGUGUUGAAGACGACAGCUCAGGAGUACAUGUCUCACCUGGGCUCUCAGCUCUGCCUCCACUUUGUUGUGACUGGACAGGCUGACGACCAAUCAGUGAGCGCCAUCAAGGUGAUCGACCUGCAGACCCCAAGUCUCACCUUGACGGUGAGCGGCCAGCCUCAGGUGCAGCAGGAGAUGUUUGUGACCGUUUCCUUCACCAACCCCUUCAGCUUCCCUCUGCAGAACGCCUACCUGGCCAUGGAGGGAGCUGGACUCAUGAACGUCAGGACACGUUACUACAGUGCCAUUGAUCCUCAGGCUUCGAUCUCCUGGAUGGAGUCGUUCGUCCCUCGGCUGGACGGACCCCGGCGCCUCGUAGCCGUGAUGGACUGCAACAACCUGCGUCAGGUGUCUGGAGUUGCUGAUGUCACCAUCUCAGCCUGAGAUGACUGGGUCAUAGAAUUGUGACCACGCCCCUCAUCAUUUCCACCAAUCACAGAAGCCUAGGUUGAGUGGGCAGAGCCAAUGAACAGCACAAGUUCCUUUUUUUAAUGAUUUCUCUUCUGCAGUCGUAAUCAGCGUACAUUAAACCAGAGAGACCAAACUACUAAUCUAUAAAUCUGUCAGGUUAAUAGAUAAGCUUUACCUCAGGAGCCCCCAUUUAGCCUUGAUAAGCAGUAUAUAGAAUUUAAGAAACAGCAAAUGAUAAAUAAUAGACAUAUGACAAGUUAUAGUAUAUUAAUAAAGACUGUUCACAGCUACAUUAUAGUGUGGUGUAAACAUGUAAACAUGUUAAAUUAACUCCCAGCCAACACCAUCAUUGAUUUGUUGUGUUUUUUUAAUCAGUUUAAAUCUGUUUUCAAUUAAAAAAAACAAUUUAACUGUUCUAAUUUUUAAAUGAGAAAGUUAAUGAAAUGCAGAAUUUGCAGAGCAGACUUUUGUGUGUUCAGACAGUAAAUGUCACAUUUAAACCCCAGCUGAGUGUGACAGUGGCUCUCCUCCAUCAGAUCUCAGUCUGACAGAAUGAGCUGAUAUGAAACAUUAAUCAAUCAUAACACCUUUCAAUCAAUAAAAGCUGGCAACAGUCAGGCAGAGCUGACAGUG